Molecule: messenger RNA, 966 nt
Organism: Oenanthe melanoleuca
Lineage: Eukaryota; Metazoa; Chordata; Aves; Passeriformes; Muscicapidae
Exons: 7
Coding region: 93-935 (280 amino acids)
Molecular function (GO): protein binding
Source: RefSeq, a predicted model, not a curated record
AGAGACAUGGGACUCCUCCCUGGGCAGGGGAAGAGGUGGCAAGAUAAGCUCUGCCUGUAGACAAGUAGCCCUGUGCAAGAUGUGAGGAUUCGAUGCAGCAGCCAGACAUGUCUGAAAGUUCCUCAGGUCUGACUGCAAGCAACCCAAAGUUCUUCCAGCCCUAUUCCUCCUGCUGCUCCCUCCUCAGUGAUGCACACACCAUUCCACCAGUUUUACCCCAAAACAGAGGAAUCCCUGGGCAGGGCUGGGACUCCAGGCUGCCUUUCCCACUUCCUUCUGACUCCUUCAAGUACCUUGGCUGGUGUGACAUAGAGGAACACGGGGUUCGAGGAAAUCAGCUGCACUGCCCCCGAGUGAGGGAAGGGCCCUCAGAAGAAGAGCUGUUUUUCAGAAAAGAAGAACAUGUUCUGAAAAAAAGAAAACAAGUAACUGACACAGAGAAAUGGGAAAAGAGGCUGCAAGAGAACUGGGAAAACUGUGCUGAGCUGAACCUUUCCUUCCAGGACCUGGGUGAUCUCUACCAGGUGGAAAACUUCAAAAGAAUCCUCCAAAGGUUAAUUCGGGUGGAAAAGCUGUGGCUGGUGGACAAUUCUUUGACAGACCUAAGUGCCAUAAGGUUGCCAAGAUGCAGAGAGCUAAAUGCAAAUAAAAACCACUUUACAUCCUUCAAACAGCUGCCAAAGAUCCCCCAGAUUCAGCACUUAUCUCUUGCUGAAAAUAACAUCACGACCCUAAGUGGGAUUUCAGACUUCAGACACACUCCACUUGAAUCCCUGAUCCUCAAGAGGAAUCCCUGUGAGUUCCAGGAAAGAUACAGACAACUUGUGUUCUCCAAUUUGCCAAACCUGAAAAUGCUGGAUGGUAUCCCAAAACUGCCAGAGGACUGUUCACCCCCUGAUGUCAGGUUGUUUUACAGAAUCUGCACUAUACUCUAGCACUGUAUUUUUGUGGGAUCACAACUGUGCU